UAAGGGAUUUUUGAGGGAUCUGGGGGUGGUUUGGGAGCAUGAAGAGCAGAUUUUGGGGCCCUUUGGGGGCUCGUAGAGUAGAUUUGGGGAUUCUGGGGGGCUGUGGGACCCCCACGGGUUGCUUGGAGGGGUCCCGGGCUGUCAUCCCCCCCUCUUUUUUGACACUUUUGGGGCCGUGCAGGCGACGAAUGCAAGGCUGGGCAGUGCUGUGGGUGCCAGGCACCGAUCAUGCAGGCAUUGCCACCCAGGUGGUGGUGGAGAAGUGGCUGUGGCAACAGCGGGGUGUGCGACGUCAGGAUCUGUCCCGUUCUGAGUUUUUGGAUGAGGUCUGGGCUUGGAAGGAGAGGCACGGUGACGAAAUCCUGCGCCAGCUGCGCGCCCUGGGAGCCUCACUGGACUGGAGCCGCUGCGCCUUCACCAUGGACCCCGGCUUCUCCAGGGCGGUGACGGAGGCGUUCGUACGGCUGCACCGCGCUGGGUUGGUGCGACGCGAUCGACGUUUGGUCAACUGGUCGUGCGCCCUGCGCUCUGCUGUGGCUGAUGUGGAGGUGGAACCACGACCCCUGGUUGGCCCCACGGAGCUGCGUGUCCCUGGCUGUCCCCAUGCCGUCACCUUCGGUGUCCUCGUCACCUUCGCCUACCCCGUGGAGGGGGAUGAUGGCCUGGAGCUCCCGGUGGCCACCACACGUCCUGAGACAAUGCUGGGGGACGUGGCCGUGGCCGUGCACCCCAUGGACCCCCGAUACCAGCACCUCCAUGGCCGCCAUCUCCGUCACCCCUUCACUGGGCAGCUGCUGCCUGUUGUCACCGACCCCACGGUGGAGCCCACGAGGGGCACCGGGGCAGUGAAGGUGACACCAGGACACAGUCACCCCGACCUGGCCCUGGCACGUGCCCACGGGCUGCCUCUGCUCUCCGUCAUCGGGGAUGAUGGCACCAUGUGUCCCCCCGGCGGGGGGUGGCUCCAGGGCGUCCACCGCUUCGUGCCCCCCGACACGGGGCUCUGGGUGGUGGCACGCAGUGAGGACGAAGCCCAGGAUGAGGCUGCCCGCCUCUGCCAUGCCCCCCGGGACAUAGAGCUGCAACAAGACCCUGACGUCCUGGACACGUGGUUCUCUUCCGCUCUCUUCCCCUUCGCCGCCCUGGGGUGGCCCGAAGAGACCGCCGAUCUGCAUCGCUUCUACCCCACAACCCUACUGGAGACAGGCAGCGAUCUGCUCUUUUUCUGGGUCGCACGCAUGGUGAUGUUGGGACAGGAGCUCACCGGGCACCUGCCCUUCUCCCAGGUGCUGCUGCACUCUCUGGUGCGCGACGCAGCGGGGCGGAAGAUGAGCAAAUCGCUGGGGAACGUCGUUGACCCCCGGGAUGUUAUUGGUGGAGCAUCACUUCAGGAGCUGCAGGAGAAGCUGCGCCGCACCGUCCUCGACCCGCAUGAACUGGCAGUGGCCUCAGAGGGGCAGAAGCGCCAGUUCCCCCAUGGCAUCCCCGAAUGCGGCACCGACGCCCUCCGCCUUGCGCUGUGCUCCCACAACGCCCACGGCGAUGACAUCCGCCUGGACGUGGCCGCCGUGCUGAACCAACGCCACUUCUGCAACAAAAUCUGGAACGCCGUCAAGUUCGUCCUCGCUGCCCUCGGUCCCCACUUCAUCCCUCGGCCCCCCGAGGAGACGGCCCCCCACGCUCCCAGCCGGUGGGUGCUGAGCCGCCUGGCGCGGGCGGUGGGUGAUUUUGGGAAGAGGAUGGAAGCUCUGGAGGUGCACGGGGCCACGGCUGCUGCACAGCACUUCUGGCUCAGGUCCUUCUGCGACGUCUACUUGGAGGCCGUCAAACCCUCCCUCCGCCGCCCUGACCCGGACCCCACCACGCUGCAGACGCUGCUGAGCUGCGCCGAGUUGGGCCUCCGCCUCCUCGCUCCCCUCUCCCCCUUCUUGGCCGAAGAAUUGUGGCACCGCCUUCCCCGUGCCCCCAGCGCCCCCACCCUCUGCCUUGCUCCGUUCCCCUCCGCCGCCAUGCUGGCCCGUUGGCUCUGCCCGGAGGUGGAGGCGGAGGUGGAGGCCAUGAGGGAGGUGGUGAGGACUGUGAGAGCUCUGAGGGAUGUGUUCCGCCUCGGUGCUGCGCGGCCGCGUGUGGCAGUGCGAUGCCCAGCAGCGCUGCAGGACGCCAUGUUGGAUUUGAGCCCCACGCUCCAGGCCCUGGCACAGGCGGGGCCCGUGGAGCUCCUCCCCCAGGGGCGGGGCCGGAAGGGCCUGGUGGACCCCCACUCUGAACGUGCCCGGCUCCACGCCCGCAGCCUCAGCCUCCAGCGCCGCCUCCGUGCCCUCACCCCUGGGGGGGAGAAUCCCACAUCCUCCUCCCCCCACCAACGCCAGGUAGGGGCUCUCAUUAACUAAUUAACACUGUCAAUU
This is a messenger RNA of Meleagris gallopavo (turkey), 2405 nucleotides long. NCBI's taxonomy places the organism in Eukaryota, Metazoa, Chordata, Aves, Galliformes, Phasianidae. The record is from RefSeq and is a predicted model, not a curated record.